Molecule: messenger RNA, 261 nt
Organism: Dibothriocephalus latus
Lineage: Eukaryota; Metazoa; Platyhelminthes; Cestoda; Diphyllobothriidea; Diphyllobothriidae
Source: the annotation of a GenBank genome assembly
AUGACAGAUGCCAUGACCACAGAAUUGCAGCAGCCUUCAAGUGCUACCGCUCUGCCUACGGCUGUUGCCUCCACUGCCGCCCCUAGUUUAUAUGCAAGCAUCACCGAAGAGAUGACUACCAUGACCGAGGAAGCCAGCACCACCUGGCAACCAUCUGCUACCUCCGGCACUCCUGCCCUUCCUGAAUCGUCCGAUGCCAGCAGUACCGGCGCUGGUGCCGAUCUAGGUACAAUCUCCACUACUCCUCCAGGUAAUGUAUAA